AAGACUGUCAACAAACAGGCCGGUGUCUGCUGCACAAACUACAAACCAAACCAACCAAGUAUGAAUGAACUAAGGAAAACAUGAAGAAAACUAGGAGAAAUCAACUAAUAAAAUAAAACGUCUGAAUUCGCCGUUUUCCAGAAAAUUAACCGAUUGCAUGAGUCUCAGUAAAGCUGUUAUUGAUUAAUCGAACUUUGUAAAAAUAUACAUAUCAAUCAAAAUGACAGUUCAUGUCCUUUGUGUAACGUCUGCCGGAGGAUUACCUUUAUUCACUCGAAAAAAGGGUGAUGGUGAAUCGCUACCUUUCUCGAUUGUUGCAUCUCUGAACGGCGUACAUAUGUUUUGUAAGUCACAGGAUGUUAUUCUACAAACCACUUCUACGCAAGAUACCACUUAUGUUUGGGAUGAAUUUGAAGACAGCAUUGUGUUGGUGGCAGCAGCAUCUUGUUCUAGUGAAGUCAUUUUACGGAAGCUAUUAAAUGCAGUUUUUAAUUCGAUGCUCCUAUUGGUUGGAGUGGAUGAGAUCAGGAAUAUCCGAAACCCAGAUCGUUUGAAACGAGAACUAAGAGUGUGUUAUCCACUCAUUGAUAAGCUAAUGGAUGGAGUUGAUGGCAGUUCAGUUAACAUUUCCACUGUAACAUCUCAUACAAGCCAAAGUAGGAAUGCCAAUGCUUGCAAUGAACGUGAUUCUGGAGAGUCUUACUUUUGUGGAAAUCUUAUAGGUUUGUCAGAAACAUUACUUUGUUAUGAAAGCAAUGAUUUGCUGACAUGUUUGGAUGCAUAUGCAGAUUGCUUAAAUAGCCAGUUUGCGUGCCUUUUGGUGUCAGGGCGUGAACUUAUCGCUACUCCUGCAUGGGAAGAUUUACAUCCUCUGGAGCGUCAACUUUUGACGCUUCUCACAGUUGUAGCUUCUCCUUGCACCUCAAGUGAUACACCGGUGUUCCUUCCUUUCAAGAGUCCUUCCAUCCCAUUUAGACUAGUUUGGGUUCUUCUUGUCCCUGGAGUAUCAGUUUUGGGCUUGUGUGGACCUACACCAGGAUUGUCCGAAGCAGAACAUUUGGCCCUUCAGUGUUGGGGAUCGAGUGCAGAUCAUUUACGAUCCAUUACUCAGAUAGCUCCUAGAAAUUUCCCUCAUUCCAUACAUCUUGACGUCAAUGUUUUAGGGUUUUUGCUCAUCAAUUUAGACACUGGAAAAUAUGUGUUGAGCUACACAGCAAAUGACAAACCUGUUUGGCAUGCAAAUGAUAAACCUGAAACUGUGGCCGAACGCUGUAACCCCAUCAAUGCACCUUCAGCUAGUCACCGACUUCAUGUAUUGAGAACAUUUUAUUAUCAGGCUGCUGAAUCACUUCUAUUGACACAAGGUGAUUUGGAUUUUGUGAAGAAAGUAAAAUCUGAUAGCGUCAAAGAAAGCUCGGCUCUAGAGGCAUAUUGGUGCUCUGAAUACCACAAAUGCCACGGUAUCCGUAGAAGCACAAAUGUAUUAUGUGUUUUGUAUGGUUCUUCCGUCCCUACACAUACAAUGAGAUUGCUGUCUCAACAAACAUUAAGCAUUCUCACUACUGACAAACAGCUACGCUGGUGAAUAUUGUAAAGUACUAACAUUUUUGUUACUUUAUUUUAUAGCUUUAUGAUUGUUUAAUUAAAUUCCUUUUAUAUUUUUGUAAAAUAAAUAUUUUAAAGCAGAACUCAUGUUUUGAUAUCAAAAGCA
Thrips palmi is the source of this 1711-nucleotide messenger RNA. It is a transcript of the gene fy, whose product is annotated as protein fuzzy homolog. NCBI's taxonomy places the organism in Eukaryota, Metazoa, Arthropoda, Insecta, Thysanoptera, Thripidae. The coding region runs from base 221 to 1585 and encodes 454 amino acids. Gene Ontology annotation, biological process: non-motile cilium assembly; vesicle-mediated transport. The transcript has 10 exons. The record is from RefSeq and is a predicted model, not a curated record.